GUUUGGGAUUCUGAUUCGCGAGCAUGGCCCGUCGGAGGAACCAACCCCGCUCUUCGGCGCUAUCCGAGGACCACGGGCAUGCUGAACAGGGCUGUUUGGGGCGAACUUCAGUUGUCAAGCGUCACUUGUUCCACCUCAGGACCUCGCUCUCUAAUCUGUACUUACUUAUCGUCCCAUGAGGCUCAUUUCAGCCAGAUGUCAGUCAGCAUGGGCUUUGGCAGCAGCGUGGCCGCUCUCCUAGAGAUAUACUCGAACUGCAUAACUCUCCUGAAGACGUCCGAGAACCAGGCUAGAGACGGCAGCAACGGUCCGCGGAGCCACGACCAGCAGUCGCAGCUGCGCCGCUCGCUACGAUCCAACCGUGCGCAAGUGCGUCGCGCGUAUUCUUCAGGGGUCUCCGAGUCGGGAAGCCGCUUUGAGAAGGGCGACGCUCGCGCAAAGUCGGCUCUGAGCCGUGUGCUCAAGAAACUGAGGGCGGCAAUUGCGAACAUAUUGCAACCGUCGAGCAAGCAUCAGAAGCCUGUGCUAGACUAUGAGACGCUCACGCUGCUAUCCAACGCCUCGAGAAUCCAGGCGACGCAGGCUUGUGACCAGCUAUCGCGCCGCUUGGGAUCUUCUUCCUCUUCCCGGUGUUCGUCGGCGUCAUCCUCUACCAGCUCCAAGCACAAGCGACGUAGGGUGUUGUCCAAUUCAGCUUCGUCAUCAAAGAUCUCGUCGUCCGGCCAACAGCCGCUCAAGGAUCGCCGGAGAAAGAGCCGCAGCGGCAGCGAAAAACCAAAAGGGGAGAGGAGAACCUCCCCAACCUCGCCGAGACCGACGAGCGUGAAACCCCAUGGCCGCCGGACCGAGAGUGGGUCACGGACACCCACCCCGAAGAGGAUAUCUCUCGUGUCUACUUCUACCUUCAGCACGAAGCUGGGUGAAAUCCCCGAGAGGAAAUGGAGGUCUCGAUAUUCCUAUGACUCGAGCCCAGAGGAGUAUAAUAUCCGGCCUGUCUACCCCUUGAAACCUUACGAGUCUCCCGCAAAAAAGAGGGGGUUCUUCGGCUUGUUUAGAAGCAGAUCGUGAGCACGUCAGAGAGUGAAGGAAGACAAGGGGGCUAGGUGUAGGGCCAGCUAGUAACUAACAGACGGGGUUGUACCACUGGCACUGAAUGGACAUGUUGUUGUUUUGUUUAAAGACAGAAGUCAUGCACGAAGAAUUACAAGAUAGAAUGAGCAGAUGAGCAAUCGCGCGUGGAUUGGCAAUGAGUCACGGAGCUAUAUACAAUGGCAUGGGGUAACAAGAACUUGGCUGAGGAAACGCACUCAAAUACAGGUAGCCCUUAUCUGAAUCUAUUUCUAGGACACUGUAUGUCUUCUACGUGCCAAACUCUCGCCAUUCCUCUCAUUGUCUUUAGAUAUACGCACGGUAUAGCUCACGGAAAGCCGAC
Phialemonium atrogriseum is the source of this 1432-nucleotide messenger RNA. RefSeq lists its product as uncharacterized. NCBI's taxonomy places the organism in Eukaryota, Fungi, Ascomycota, Sordariomycetes, Cephalothecales, Cephalothecaceae. The transcript is spliced from 2 exons. Bases 79 to 1068 code for a protein of 329 amino acids. The record is from RefSeq and is a predicted model, not a curated record.